AGUAUUUCGAGUACUUAUUUUUCCACAAAGAAAAUGUCAUCUCGAGCGAGUGAACAAACUAAUAGUCGACGUAAAAUGCCGCUUGGGCAUCUUCCCGCGUGUGUUAUCGAUGUGGGCACUGGGUAAGGCUUGAGAGGAUCUACGAAUAUUCUUUAUUCAACGGGAGCGAUUAGGCUAAGGAAGUGACUAACCACAGCAGACUUGACAGUUUGCUCACGGUAUACCAAGCUGGGUUUCGCAGGAAACAUGGAUCCCCAACUUACAAUACCCUCAGCAAUUGCUAUUAAGGAGACUGCCAAAAUUGGAGAUAAUUCUGCCAGAAGGAUUACCAAGGGUGUAGAAGAUUUAGAUUUUUAUAUUGGUUAUGAAGCAUUUGAUGCUACAGGAUAUGCUGUCAAAUAUCCAGUAAGACAUGGUUUGGUAGAGGACUGGGACUUGAUGGAACGAUUCCUUCAGCAAUGCAUCUUUAAGUACCUUAGAGUUAAUCCAGAAGAUCAUUAUUUCUUGUUAACUGAGCCUCCAUUAAACACACCAGAGAAUCGGGAAUACAUUGCUGAAAUUAUGUUUGAAUCUUUUAACGUGCCAGGAUUAUAUAUUGCUGUACAAGCAGUUCUAGCAAUGGCUGCUUCUUGGAUAACAAAACACGUCGAUGAUCGACCGUUAACCGGCAUUGUCAUAGAUAGUGGCGAUGGCGUAACACAUGUUAUUCCAAUGGCCGAUGGUUAUGUCAUAGGCAGUUGCAUAAAGCACAUUCCAAUCGCUGGACGAGAUAUAACAUACUUUAUUCAAAGUCUUUUGAGAGAACGUGAAAUUGGAAUUCCACCAGAACAGUCUUUAGAAACAGCAAAGGCUAUCAAAGAAAAAUACUGUUAUAUUUGUCCUAACAUCGCCAAGGAAUUUGCAAAGUACGAUAGUGAUCCUAGUAAAUACAUCAAAAAGUACGAGGGCAUUAACAGUAUUACUAAACAGCCUUUUACAGUAGACGUUGGAUAUGAAAGAUUCCUUGGACCAGAAAUAUUCUUCCAUCCUGAAUUUUCCAAUCCAGACUUCACGACGCCUCUCAGCCAGAUCGUGGACGACGUUAUUCAAAACUGCCCUAUAGACGUAAGGAGGCCGUUAUACAAUAAUAUUGUUUUGUCCGGUGGUUCCACGAUGUUCAAGGAUUUUGGCAAACGAUUGCAACGUGAUAUUAAGAAAACCGUCGAUGCCAGAUUAAAACUUAGUGAAAAAUUAAGCGGUGGUCACAUUACGCCAAAACCUAUAGAUGUUCAGGUAGUAUCCCACUACAAGCAACGUUCCGCGGUCUGGGUCGGUGGUGCUUUAUUAGCAGAUGAACCAGCCUUUUAUGAAGUUUGUCACACCAAAGCUACUUAUCAAGAAUACGGCCCUGGAAUUUGCCGUUACAAUCCUAUAUUCCGGGGUAUAUUAUAAAAUCGAAUGGGCAUGUACAUUGAAUUAUUAUGAAAAUCAAAGAAGGGGAAGAGUUCAACGUACCUCGAAAUUCAAAAUGUACACGCCGGUGUUUAAUUGGAUUCUCUUUUAUUUUAUUUUCUAUCUCAACUUUUUUUAUCGGUCAGCCACCUCAAAAUUUUCAUCGAAAUUUUAGCGUAAUUUAUUUAAUUAUUAAAAUUUUUAUCAAGUCGCAAGUAAGGCUAUCACCCGAAACGAGUGUUAAGUGCAAAUUAAAUGUUCAAGAAAAUCAAUAUGAAUAUAGUUGUCCAUCAGUACAAUGUGUUUUUUUUAAAGAUCGAAAUCAAUGAAGCUCUAGCAAACCAUACAUGGUUUUGAAUAAAUUUUUUGUCACAAACUAUGCAUAUGCAUAGCUACUUGUGAUUUCCUAAGAGUUGCGUUGUUUGCGAACUGUCAAAUAAUCACAUUCAACUCGUGGACCGACUAUAGAUGGCAAUAUGUCUUGAAUUAUAAAAGUAAUUUGAAGAGAACAAGAGCAAAAGAACUAAAAAAAAUUACAAUUUUAUGCCAGUUGAUGAUUAACAAUAGAAAGGAAUGGGAUAAAAAAGAUUACGCAGAUAACGCAUUUAACAAAGUUUUAGAUACUGACUAUAUACCGACUUACUGAGUAUAAAUAAUAACGCCAAGUAAUCUGUAGAACUUUUAAUCCGGCGAUAUUGUAUAGAAGGUGCGUACAUUGCUAAAGUUAUGUUAAUGAGGAAAACGAAAAUAAGAAUUCCUUUUUAUAAAUAGUCCUGUCUUCAAAAAACAAUAACCUACAGUUCCUCCUAACUGUCUUUGUUGAAAAGCAGCGAUCGGGCAUCGCGUAUUCACUUUUGUUACCUGCAAUCCAGUGUACAUAGAUACGUAAAAGAUAUAAAUUCUAAGGGAACUGCUAAUUAAUCUCAUUAUUAGCUAAUAUUGUAUACACAUGAAGAAAAAAAAAAAUGAAAGAACCAAAUAGAAUAUCAAAGAAGACUAUCACGAGAUAUA
Messenger RNA from Cephus cinctus (wheat stem sawfly), 2442 nucleotides. RefSeq names its product actin-related protein 3 (gene Arp3). Gene Ontology annotation, biological process: Arp2/3 complex-mediated actin nucleation. Gene Ontology annotation, molecular function: actin filament binding. The transcript is spliced from 6 exons. The record is from RefSeq and is a predicted model, not a curated record. NCBI's taxonomy places the organism in Eukaryota, Metazoa, Arthropoda, Insecta, Hymenoptera, Cephidae. Bases 247 to 1431 code for a protein of 394 amino acids. Gene Ontology annotation, cellular component: Arp2/3 protein complex; actin cortical patch.